Copidosoma floridanum is the source of this 3237-nucleotide messenger RNA. RefSeq lists its product as uncharacterized. Lineage: Eukaryota; Metazoa; Arthropoda; Insecta; Hymenoptera; Encyrtidae. Gene Ontology annotation, molecular function: aspartic-type endopeptidase activity. The record is from RefSeq and is a predicted model, not a curated record. Gene Ontology annotation, biological process: proteolysis.
AUGAGAUUCAUAACCUGGCUGCUCGCUGCCCAUCCGGAUCCACAGGCAAACUCAACAGCGGCUUUAACUACUGUCAGUCACACUCAACGAGGCAAGCUCCUGGAGAUUAAGCUUCCGCAUUUCUCUGGCAACUACACAGAAUGGGUGAGUUUCCGAGAUCUUUUCUCAAUUAUUAUGGAAGACGAGAGGCUCACCGAUUUGGAGCGCCUGUACUACCUGCGAGCGUUGCUCUCGGGCCAGCCAGCCAAGCUCAUCGAGGGACUUCCUCUUACUGCUGAAUCCUUCAAACUUGCUUGGGAUGCUCUGCUCGAGAGAUAUGAAAAUAAGCUGUUUGUGCUCGCACAGCUGCUGCAGGCCAAGAGUCGCAUUCCACCGUUGCGUGUGCUGGAUGCCUUGUUCGUGGAUGAGCUGCUCCGAGCAUUGGAUCGACCCACCAAAAAGGCGUGGGAAACAUCGCCACCUGCAAGAGCCGACUUCCCGACGUUCGAAGCCUUGGAGGAGUUUUUGAUCGAGCGGGCCCAAGCCUUGGAGAUGGUUGAUGCUCAGUCAACCAAGAGACAAGAUAACUCAUCCACAUCUAGUAAUACUCAUCCCAGAGUCAACAUCAAGUCAAACUCAACAAGGAUCACAUCAUCCAACCAAAAAUCUAGUCAUUCAUCUAUCUUGUUGCCAACAGCAGUAGCCCAGGUACGUGCUCCAGCUGCACAUUAUCAUCUUAGGCUUCUGAUCGAUCAAGGUUCAGAAUUAUCAUAUAUUUCGGAAGAUGCUGUGAAGCGUCUGCAGCUGACGCGCACGAAGUCCAACAUCUGUAUCCUGGGCAUUGGAGGCAACGUAGUCAGUAAAGCACUUGGUAAAGUAGAAAUCAGAUUGUUUUCAUUAUAUUCUGACUCCAGCGUCGAUGUGGUGCUCCACGUCUUGCCUAGAGUAACAGCUCCACUACCAUCUUUUCAAUGUAAGACAAGAUCGUGGCUGCAUAUGGAGUUUCUGGAGUUAGCUGACCCCCAUUUCUAUCUGCCACAAGACAUAGACUUACUACUUGGCACUGACUUCUAUUCAGCUAUAAUCACCUCAGAUCUGCUUAGAGGUUCUUUAUCAGAACCUAUCGCUCAACGUACACUGUUUGGUUGGAUUUUCUCGGGUUGCGUUAACCAGCCUGUUACAAAGAUUAAUCGUCACACUCACCAUUUUGUUUCAAAAAUAGAAGAUAAACUCCAGGAAUUACUCAUAAACUUCUGGAUUCAAGAAGAGGUCCCUUCAAAGUCAAGCUCGCAGCUUACACCAGAGGAACAGAAGUGUGAGGUAAACUUCGUGCGAACUCACUCUCGGGAUAGCACCGGAAGAUGCGUGGUGAAACUUCCUCUAAAGCAAUCUCCAUUUCUGCUGGGCAACUCAGUCAACCAUGCUCGUAAAUGCUUCGAUCGCACAUUGGCCAGGCUCAAAACAGACGACAAGUACGACAAGCUCUAUACAGACUUCAUGAAUGAAUAUUUGAGUCUUGGCCAUAUGCGGCCGGUGCCUGCAGAUGAGCUCAACAUCAAGCCUCAUUUUUAUCUGCCUUAUCACGGUGUAUUGAAGGAAGAUGGAGACAACGCCAAACUCAGGGUGGUUUUCAAUGGAUCAGCCCUUACUUUCUCUGGACAUUCACUCAACAGCAUAACUCACACGGGACCUAAUCUACUGCCCAACAUAACAGAUAUACUGUUCUGGUUACGCACAUUCAAAUGGACUUUCUCUGCGGACAUCUCCAAGAUGUAUCGUCAGAUCAAGGUUCAUCCAGACGAUUGGGAUCUUCAGCGAAUCAUCUGGCAUAGCAAAACUCACGAGGAAGCUCACUUCCAGCUCACCACAGUGACCUACGGGACGAGGCCUGCUCCAUUUCUGGCUACACGCUCACUGCUGCAGCUGGUGAAGGAUGGAGGGCACCGUUACCCCCAGGCUGCCCGGAUUCUCACCAGCGGCAGAUAUGUGGACGACAUUUUUGGUGGAGCUGAGACUCCAAAUGAGUUGAACGAGCAGGCCCUCCAACUCAAGGAGCUGUGCAUGGCGGGCGGAUUUCACCUGGCUAAGUGGCACUCAAACUCGCCAGGAUUCAGUUACUCAAACUCCAGUGAAGAAUCAGCACUCUCUCUCGAUGACUGCGAUGCUAAAGUACUUGGAAUGGUUUGGAAACCACUUUCAGAAAAUCUCACCUUUCAGUGCACACUCAAACCUCUCAGUCAAACUCCAACGAAGAGAACAAUUCUUUCGGAAAUAUCUCAAAUCUUCGAUCCUCUUGGAAUAGUUGCUCCAGUGAUUAUUGCAGCCAAACUCAUCAUUCAGGAAUUGUGGCUACUCAAAAUUACAUGGGAUACGCCUAUACCAGAUGCUCUCGCUCAGAGGUGGCUACACAUACGAGAUGAUCUAGCCAAACUCUCCGGAGUGACGGUUCCUAGAUGGCUUGGAGCACAUCCUCCUUCUGCAGUGGAACUCCAUGGCUUUGCUGAUGCGUCUCAGGAUGCUAUGGGUGCUGUGAUUUAUCUGGUGAUAAAGUCAGACUCAGCCACGUCAAGCUCAUUCGUCUGCUCCAAGACGAAAGUAUCACCACUGAAGAGGAUAUCAAUACCAAGAUUGGAGUUGACAGCAGCUCUCAUCCUGGCUAAACUCACUAAGCUCUGGUGGCAUGGACCAGAGUGGAUGAUACAACCCCAGGAUGGUUGGCCUCUGCAGCCGAGUGACGUCGAGGUGGAGGAUGAGACAGAGGCGCGUCAGGUGUCAGCAUUGGUGUCAUCAGUCUCGGACUCGGAGUUCCUACUCAGGCUCACUCAGUCCAGCUCCACAUUGCACAAACUCUAUCGUAUCACAGCCACCCUCUUACUUGCUUGUGCCAAGUUCAAAGCCUUACUCACACACCAGGAAUCAUCCGUAGCUGUCACUGCAGAACUCAUCACUCAAGCUAAGCUCUUACUUAUCAGAUUAACUCAACAGGAAUGUUUCAAGGAGGAAAUCAAGAUGCUCAAAUCAGGUUAUCUCCCAAAGGGCCGUGUUUUCCACCGGUUGAUGGCAUAUACUGAUGAUGCUGGCAAACUGCGUGUGGAAGACAGACUUGUGAAUGCCAAGCUCAGACCUGAUGCAAAACAUCCUGCCCUACUUCCUCGUCAAGCUCAAUUCACCAGUUUGGUUAUUGAUCAGGCUCAUCGGCAAACUCUACACGGAGAACUCAGCUCACUCUUAGCAAAACUCAUCAAGAGUUUUGGAUAA